Juglans microcarpa x Juglans regia is the source of this 4463-nucleotide messenger RNA. RefSeq lists its product as uncharacterized. Lineage: Eukaryota; Viridiplantae; Streptophyta; Magnoliopsida; Fagales; Juglandaceae. The transcript is spliced from 10 exons. The coding region runs from base 918 to 4184 and encodes 1088 amino acids. The record is from RefSeq and is a predicted model, not a curated record.
UUUGUCGAGGGAUGUGAUGGUUUUUUCUGCAACAGAAGGAUAGAGAGCACCCAUACCAAGUUCUGUUUCGUAUCUCGCUGUGUCUGGAAAUCUCUCCGUCUCUCUCGUCGAUCGCUCCCCAACCAAUAGAUACACAAUCCCACCCGUCAAAACCCUAAUUUUCACUUUCUACAGCACGUCACUUUAUUUUUCUCUUUUCUUUCCGAUCUACGGAACCGUAAAGUUUUGCAGCUUCUAGAUUAAACCGAAACCCUAGAGUUUGCUUUUUAUCUAUGCUUUUCCGGAGCUGAUGGGAUCGAAAUUCGAGAAUAUUUUGUGACGAUUUCGGGAUUCAUUUCCUAUAAUAUGUGAGAUUCGGGUUCUGGUUUGUGAGAAGGCUGAUUUUCUGUUGAUAUAUCUGUUGUUUGGGCUUGAAUUUGCGGGAAUAGGGUUGUGGAAGGUCGCUGGGAAUUGAAAAAAACUUAGAAAACGGGUAUUUUUCGAUGGUUUCGGAAUUUUCGCUUUCGAUGGGGAUUCUUUGUAGAUUGAGCUAGAUCGUAUAAAGGAAAAAGCCAGCUUGUGGAGUUGGCACUUCAGGGUUUUCUAUUAUUUCAUUUUGUUUGGGUUGAGAUUUGGCUCGGAAAUGCCGGAGUAGCCGAUCGAUGAGCAGGAGCUUGCGAUUCCCUUGCACUAAAUUGUAGGGUUUUGUAGUGUAGCUUCUUGAGUAGGAGUUGGAUUGUCCUUGAGUGGAUAUAGUUGUCGAAAAAUUUAAGUAUGUCGAAGUGUUUUUAGUUAUUCAGAUGGUGAUAUGAUUUCGGGGGAUUCCUUAAGGGCAAGGGUUUGUUAAUAGUUGGUGAGGAGUCGGUAUUGGUAUCCGUGGUUGAGACCGCACGGUUUUUUGUUGUUGUCAUAAUAUUGUUUGUGUCAAACUUUGCAGAAUGAGCUUAGAGAACGAAGACCAUAUAUUGGAUCAUCCAGUUGAAACGAAUCAUGAAACGCAAAAGAAGUUGAAAAUUUCAUAUUCAAGGGAGUUUCUAUUGUCAUUAAGCGAAUUGGAGGUUUGCCAAAAGUUGCCUGGUGGGUUUGAUCAAUCAAUUCUAAGUGACUUUGAGGAUUCUUUCCAAGACCGGCAAAGAAUCUCUGGUGGCUUGUCAUCGCAUAGUUACAAGCGUAAUGAAUAUGGUUCAUCCCCACCUACCAGAGGGGAUUUUAGUAGUUAUUCACGGGGUGUCCAUGGAAGAUGGGAAGGUCGCGCAUCUGUGCGAAGCGAUAAAGAUAGUGAUUUGCAACCUGACUUGGAGUCAGAUACAGGUAGGCAGUAUGGGAACCAAUCUCGGCGAUCGUGGCAAGUUCCUGAACAUGAUGGACUUCUUGGUAGUGGUUCUUUCCCAAGACCAUCUGGACUUGCUGCCGGAGUUUCGGCUUCAAAGUUUCGAGCUAAUGAUCACUACCAUCUCAAUAAGAGCACCGAGCCCUAUCAUCCUCCGCGGCCUUAUAAGGCAGCACCUUAUUCACGAACCCAUGACUCCUUCAAUGAUGAAACAUUUGGUUCUUCUGAGCACACAAGUGAGGACAGAGCAGAAGAGGAAAGAAAGAGAAGAGCAUCCUUUGAAUUAAUGAGGAAGGAGCAGCAGAAAGCAUUUCAAGACAAGCAGAACUUAAAUCCUGACAAGCGUAAAGAUGAGUUUGACAUCACCACACUGCUAGAGGACUCCAAGGAUGAGAAAAACCUUUUGAAUAGAAGCAAGGAGUCUGAUGACCCUGUGAUACUAAAAGCUUCACUCAAUGAUCCUGAAAAAUCUUUGCUUCCCCCUCAAACUCCUGCAUCCAGACCACUUGUACCACCAGGUUUUAAAAGCACAGUUUUGGAAAGGAAUUCUGGACCUAAGUCCAUGAUUCAUCCUCAGACAGCAGAGGUUGUGAAUCCUGAACUUGAGAAUAGCCUUUCACAUUCCAAAGUUAACCUUGUAUUAAAUGGGACUUCUGAUAAUAAAGUGGAGAAACAGCUGACAGAACAAACGGGUUUCUCCGCACUGCAACUUGGAAGUACUAGUAAUAAAGUUUCCAUACAUAACAAGAGUGACAAGAAUCUGAAAGCACCAUCCAGUAGCAUGAUGGAUGUAGAUAGUCAGUUGCAUAAGAUUUUGUAUUUUUCAGAAGCCUUUGAAGCUUCAGAAAAUAGUGAAGUUAAUAAGCUUAGUGGUGAGAAGGUGACAGGGAAUAAAAUAGUUGGUGAAUCCAAUCAUGAUCAUUCAACUUCAAUCCUAGAUAAGCUUUUUGGUUCUGCUUUAACAUCAAGUGUUGAUGGGUCCUCUAGUUUCAUUGAGCAUCCUGUUAGUACAGGAGAAGAGAUGGGUGAUAGGAUGGUAGAGGAGACAAGGAGCUCUCAUGCUACUCAAUCUUCCAAGUUUGCCCGUUGGUUUCUUGAAGAAGAAAAGAAACCAAUGCAUGAUCUCUCCAGCAUGCCGAAUGACUUGCUCUCAUUGAUUGUUGGUGGGGAUAAAGGUGGAUCCCAGGUUUCUGAUGUGAAGAAUACUGAGCACAUUUUACCUAAUAUUCCAUUUGAAAGAUCUGAACCAGCAGAGGAGCAUAAAACAUCAAAUGUAACAGCUGAUAUAGUUGAAAAUUCUGAGCAAUUUUACAAGAACAAUAAACCACAGGCACUUCCAGCUGUCCUUACUUGUGAAGACCUUGAACAGUCAAUGUUGUCAGAAAUUAGUGAAAAUGGCUCAACUUUGCAGCCGCCUGUCCACGUCUCAAGCAUUCCCGAUCCAAAGACCGAGCUGCCAAAAGUUAAUAUUGACGACCAUGCUUCUCAUCACCUCCUUUCAUUGUUACUGAAAGACGGUGUGCCAUCCUCCAACCUAGACAUCCAAUGGUCAGAGAAACUACAGACCAAUGAGGAAACAAGUUUUGUCUCUGCAGCUCAGACAAAAGAGGUAAAUGCCGAGCAUUCUUCCAACUUAGGGCAGACACUGACACUUGAAACACUUUUUGGGACUGCUUUUAUGAAGGAGCUGCAAUCAGUUGGAGCACCAGUUUCUGUCCAAAGAGGCUCACUUAGGCCUGCAAGAGUUGAUAAAUCAGAUCCUCAUCAGUUUCCUUUUUCUGUCAUGGAUGAUGCACUUGUUCUUACUAAUGAUAUUGUCCCCAAUAAAGCUGGUUAUGAAAGCAGUCUUUUGACCUCCAAGCAAAGACUGCAAACUAAACCUGCAAAUAUUGAGCAGCAAUGGUUAGGUUUUGAUGAUCCUCAAACUGAACUGGAUUCAUCGCAGCUUCGAACUGGAUUAAACUCUAAGCUUGGUGGCUUUGAUGGGCCUGUUGAUAUUCGGCUUCCUGAAGAGGAUAGCUUGAUUACAGUUAAUGAUGCUUUGAACCUUCGGAAUUAUGCAUCUGUGAAGACUGCAGCUAGAGCUGAAGUGUUGUUACCUUCCCCAAACACCCAAGUUGACAUUGCUGAGAAACUAGCAGCUCUAAAAUCUGUCUUCAAAGAUGAACGAUCUUUCAUGGGAGGUCAAGAAGGUCCACCUCGUUUUCGUGGUGCUUAUGAUGUGAGGGAGCCUGAUUUUCCCUAUCAGAAUCUUAGUGUCCAACCAUCUUCCCCACAAUUUCACCCCCCUCGUGCAAAUCAUGUAGGGCCAUUCUCCCAUCCAUUAGAUUCUCACCCUGCUAACGUUAAUCCUCAGAUGAAAUUUAUGACACCAGAAGGAAUCAUCCAUCAUGAUUCUCCGCCAAAUCAUCAAUUUCCUGCAAAUAUGCUUCAUCCUCAUUUUCAUCACCCCAGCACUGGAUUGACUGGUUUUGAUCCUCCCAAUCAUCACCCUAUGUUGCAACAGAUGCAUAUGUCAGGCAACUUUCCUCCUCACCUGCUUCAAGGAUUUCCCAGGAGUACACCAAUGUCAGCUCAGCCAAGCAGGGGUGCACCUUUGCCUUCUCAUGCCAAUAAUCAGAUGACUGGCUUUAUGCCUGAAGUCAAUCCAUUGCAACCUUUUCCUUUUGGUCACCGGCAACCCAACUUUGCUGGUCUUGGAAUGCCACCACCGGCUCCUGAAAUUGGUGGUGGUAGUAAUAAUCCUGAGGCAAUCCAAAGGCUUCUCGAGCUGGAACUCAGGUCAAAUUCAAAGAAGAUUCAGCCUUUUGCCACUGGUGGGCAUGGUCAGGGGAUGUAUGGUCAUGAAGUGGACAUGGGUUUUAGGUACAGAUAGUGAUUGCUGAUUGUGCUCGUGUAUAUGGCCUUGUAUUCAAUGUCUCUUCCUCAGAUCUGCAAGUCCUUGCAUCACUGAUGGGAUGGGAUUAUUGCUCUUUCAAAGGGGAAUUUGGUGGCUUAGUGUAAUUAAUGGGAUUUUCUUGCAACUUGCACUUGGUAGAGUUAUUUUAGCUUAAUCACAUCUUAUUCACCUGUGGCUUUGUGUCCUCUAUGGGUUGGUCUUUAGUUUUUGAAGUUCUUAAAUCCAUCUGAAAUCACGUAUCUUGAUAUUUAACUU